This is a messenger RNA of Branchiostoma floridae (Florida lancelet), 498 nucleotides long. RefSeq names its product beta-3 adrenergic receptor-like. Lineage: Eukaryota; Metazoa; Chordata; Leptocardii; Amphioxiformes; Branchiostomatidae. The record is from RefSeq and is a predicted model, not a curated record. The transcript is spliced from 3 exons. Gene Ontology annotation, molecular function: G protein-coupled receptor activity. The coding region runs from base 1 to 498 and encodes 165 amino acids. Gene Ontology annotation, cellular component: membrane. Gene Ontology annotation, biological process: G protein-coupled receptor signaling pathway.
AUGAAUUUCUCAAACGAGUCCCUCACGACGAACGCGUCCACCCCCGUGUUGUCUUCGGCAACCACGCCUCAGGAGCCGGCCGUCAUCAUCACCGUGGCCGUGCUGUCCAUCAUCGGGAAUAUUCUCGUCGUCAUAGUAACCACCAGACGACAGACGUUUCCCUCCUCUAGCCGAAUCUUCGUCUCCUCUAUGGCCUGUUCGGAUCUGCUCCUAGGGUCUAUCUUUUCGUUCCUGGUGGCGCCUGCCGCGGCCGGGGAGUGGGUGUACUCGGACACAGCCGAAAAGGCCGUCGCCGUCAUCGGGCUUUCCUCCAUAACGAUCACUUCCUCUGCUCUCGCUGGUCUCAACCUGGACCGAUACUAUGCUCUUAUGAACGACGGAGUUGGCAUCUCUGGCAAGAAGGCCCGAAUCUACCUUAUCUCAGCUUGGACUGGGACCUACGCCUGUACAAACCGUGUGGAUGUGGUCCAGCAGAACAUAGAGAUGGGUAUUCUGUAA